Messenger RNA from Phalacrocorax carbo (great cormorant), 3340 nucleotides. Lineage: Eukaryota; Metazoa; Chordata; Aves; Suliformes; Phalacrocoracidae. The record is from RefSeq and is a predicted model, not a curated record.
AGCGGGGCGGUCCGAGGCCGGCCUUGCAGCCCGGCCCCGCGCCGGGCUCGUUCCCUCCCCCGCAACGCCAGCGGUGACGCCGUGACGCGGGCAGUGACGUCACUGGCAGCGUGGCCGAGGCGGGAGGGCGCGGCCCGCCCUCGUCGGCGGGGCCCGGCUCUCGUCUCCGUGAGGCGGCGGCGGCCACCACAGCCACAGUGACAGCUUCUCCGGGCUCUGCUAGCCAGGACUCCCAAGCGAUCAUGGAGGAUACUACUUUGCAAAUUAUCGAACCACCAACUGCUUCUGAGGCCUCUGAGGAGCAAGUGCCUGAAGAACCCAUCAAAUCAGACCAGAUCAAUGGUGUGAUGGUGCUGACCCUUCUGGACAAGAUCAUUGGAGCAGUGGAUCAGAUCCAGCUGACCCAAACCCAGCUGGAGGAGAGACAGCAAGAGAUGGAUAGCGCAGUGACCAGCAUCCAAGGAGAAUUAACCAAGCUGACAAAGGCACACACCACCACCAGCAACACCGUGAACAAGAUGCUGGAAAAGGUGCGCAAGGUGAGCGUCAAUGUGAAAACCGUUCGGCAGAACCUGGAAAAGCAAGCUGGGCAGAUAAAGAAGCUAGAGGCCAACGAAGCGGAGCUCCUGAAACGCAGAAACUUCAAAGUCAUGAUCUACCAGGAUGAAGUGAAGCUCCCGUCUAAACUGAGCAUCAGCAAGUCUCUGAAGGAAGGUGAAAAGCUAGAGAAGGAAGGCGAGGGCGAGGAGGUGCCUGUGGGUGAGGACCAUGCAGAGGAGGACCACAUCCAGCUCUCCUCGGAUGAAGAGGUGGAGAUUGAAGAAAUUAUUGAAGAGUCACGGGCAGAGCGCAUCAAAAGGAGUGGCAUGAAAAGAGUGGAUGACUUUAAGAAGGCAUUCUCAAAGGAGAAGAUGGAGAAGACUAAGCUAAAGACCAAGGAAAACCUGGAGAAGACCCGUCACAACUUGGAGAAGACCCGCCACAACCUGGAGAAGAGGAUGAACAAACUGGGCACCAAGAUUGUGACUAAUGAAAGGAGAGAGAAGAUGAAGACCUCUCGGGACAAGCUGAGAAAGUCUUUCACCCCUGACCACACCAUCUAUGCCAGGUCCAAGACAGCUGUCUACAAAGUGCCACCCUUCACUUUCCACGUCAAGAAAAUAAGAGAGGGUGAGGUGGAAGUGAAAGCCACGGAGCUGGUGGAGGUUGGUGGAGAGGAGGGAGAAAACUCGGAUCUGAUGCGUGGGGAGAGCCCCGAGAUGCACACGCUGCUGGAGAUCACGGAGGAGUCUGACGCGGUACUGGUGGACAAGAGCGACAGCGAGUAGGGCAGGCUGCAGCGCGGAAGGGUUGUGGACGACGGCUAAACACAUAAUCAUUCACAUUUCAAGAUCUCUCUCUGCCCUGGUGCCCCAGGGGAAGUGUACACAAUGCAUCUUUACUACCCUGCAGAGCCGCCGCCAAUCCCCUGCCUGCUAGGACAAGGUGUAUUUUAUAUUUUAGUUUUAGCACACAGAAACGUUAGGAACACAGGACUGUUUUUCUUACACUGUUAAAUCACCCUUGGAGACCAUUCCUGCCACAGGCUGCGUGAGAGCCUUCCAGCACCAGACCUGAAGACAGGCUUUGAGUGACGGGGACCUGGCCCAGCUGGAGAGUGCUAAAACCAAGAUAACGGCUGUACACCUGGAAAGCUCAAGUGUCCUCCAAAAGCAAAGACCUGGUGUCAAGAAAGCUUCCUGCCAAGCAGCCCGCUGGCCCACGCCACCCCGGCUCCCUGUGCCAGGCUGCGUGGCCAUCUCCGCCGGCAGGAAGACUCCCAGCACCCAAGCCCCUUCGGGGGAGCAGAGGAACUGUGGUGCACCCAGUGUGUGGGAGGGAAGAGCUGAGCAAGUCCUCUUGACGGGCAGAGUGCGGGCAAAGCUGAGCCAAGCACGUGGCAGGCAGGCGGCUCUGCUCCCCUCUGCUCUCCCGACGCCUGGAUUAUGUCACAGCACCUAGGACAGCUUCGCCACAGAGACGCCCUGCAGCUGGGACUGCCGUGGGAGCCCGCACAGCAUCACACAGCCGGGCCCACUGCUGCUCCCCGCCGCUCCGGGGCCGUCGCUGUGACAGCCCCGGGGCCGUGGCCCGAGCAGCACAGGCCUUGCACGGCCGCACGCUCCCCUGCCCAGGUUACAAAUCCGGCUGCCGGGCCGCAGUGUCUGUGAGUGCAUCCUCGCAGGUGCAGGGAGCAGCGUGGAGGUGGGGUGCUGGGUCUGGUCCCUCCACACCCGCAGGGGUGGCGGCAGCGAGGUAUAUACCGGCUGCCCAGGGAGAGGGGAGGCGCGGGCAGCGGUGUCGGAGCAGCCACCACCACCUGCAGCUUGUCUCCAGAGGGAUGUGGGAUGUGCUGAUGCCACGUGAGGCUCUUCCCUGUCAGAGAGUGGCCUUGACACGGGUCCAGCACCGGACCUGGAGUAUUUCUGAGCAUCUUCUUCCUCCAGGGGUCCCGGCACGGCUCAGGCUCACUGCCCACGCCCUGCGCUUUCCUCCCCGUUUCCCGCUUUCUGCAGCUUCGCUCCCUGUCCCCUGCAGCAAGGCACGCUCGGGUACCACACCGCAGCUUGCGGGCACUGCCCCGGCUCAGCCCGGGGCCGCCACGCUCCGGCUCUCGUAGGCAGCCGCCGCCACAGCACGGCCCGGUGGGAGCGGGCGGCGAGGCGGGGGAGGUCGCACGCCUCGGCUGUUUCGCCUGGGGAGGCUGAUCCGGGCGGGCAGCAAGGGAAGGGACCUGGCCGUGCUCACCCCGCCUGCUUGCCGGGCUCAGCCCUUCCCUGGGGGCGCAGCCGCUUUCCUCCCAGCCCGCUCCCCCGGCAGCCGGGAGGGCUGCUCUUGCCAGCAUAACCGAAUAUAUAAACGUGCUUUUCCUCUAAGAAUUAUUUUCCUUCUUAUUGUCCAGUGCAUCCGGCCUGUCCCCGGCCCAGGGUCCCACCCGGUGCCAGGGGAUGCCCCCCAGGGCGGCAGCCGUCCCCGGAGAAGGUGCCCCCGCGCAGCCCCGACUGCGGGCCAGCAGCGGGCGGCUGCGGGCAGCCCCGAGACACCGGGGGUCCCGGCCGGCCGGGGGUCCUGCCUCCCCCCCGGGGGGCGUCAGGCGCCGGCUCCCGCCCACCCGCGGGUCCUGCCGGGCCCCCACGGUCCUCUCUGAGCACGGAGCCUCCGGCGGGCCCGCGGGCCGCCCCCAGCCGGUGUCCCCUCCCGCGGGGCAGCGGGGCGGGAGGGCGGACGACCCCCCUGGCAGUUCCCGCGGCCGUGUCCCGGCGAGCAGCGCCGCUAAUAAAGUCUCUUUUCUAAACCAUCA